Molecule: messenger RNA, 656 nt
Organism: Trichoderma harzianum CBS 226.95
Lineage: Eukaryota; Fungi; Ascomycota; Sordariomycetes; Hypocreales; Hypocreaceae
Exons: 1
Coding region: 119-604 (161 amino acids)
Source: RefSeq, a predicted model, not a curated record
CAAAGCUCAACUGUUGCCCUGGACCACUAAAAACAGGGCCGCUGCGUAUUCCUGUUGAAAUUGACUCCCACGUUUGCGUUGCCAUGUUACUCUAAUUCCAUCGCGGUCCAGCGCAAACAUGGAACAUCCUGGUCGGGGGCCACUGGGCUCAACUUCGACAUGCCGGGAAGACUCCGACGAGGCAAUUAUCCCGUUUGGCGUGCCAUCCUGCUGUCCGUUUUAUCGCAAGCCCACCCUCCUGUACGUGAUGGCACGCGGCACUGUACGAGUCCUGUCCUGUCCUGUACGAGAUACAGCACAGCACGCCAGGGGCUGCUCUGUGCCUUUGAGGCGCCUUACGAGCACACCAGUCGCAUCUAUCUACAAGGCGCCAAGCGCCAUCUUUCUAGCACCGCACCCCUUGCGAAUCCUGAGCCAUGUCCCAGAGCCAAUGCCUUGGCCGCUGCAGUGCACGCAUGAGAGGACGGAGCUAUCCGUGGAUCUUUUUUCAGUGGGCGAGGGUUCCACAUGCGGCGCAGAAUCGAAUCGAGUCGAGUCGGUUCAACGCAGCGGCGAAACUCCCCAAAGAACCACAGAACAAGGCAGAGUGGCGUGGAGAACAUAACGACGCUGGGCUGGGCUGCUAAUGCUGAUGGCGAUUCGAAUUAGCGGAACUC